CACAAAAAAAAAGACCCUUCUCCAAGAAACGCAAAAACGGGGAGAGAUUCAUCAUCCAAUCUUUUUCUCAACAACACAAAAAACUGAAAAAGAAUUCCAAUCUCUCUCUCUCUCUUUUUUCUCCCAAUUCUUCAUCAUCCAACUCCUUUGCUCCUUCCCCAGGUUUUUUUUAUUUUUUUUAUUUUGAUAAUUUGUGGUUGCUGUGACAUAAAUAAAAGUAGGGGUGUUUGUAUAUAUUUUUAAUUUGUGGGUUUUUGAAUUUGUAAGCAGAAUCUGGGUUGUUCUGUAGCUCAAAGAUUUAGAUUUUUUUUCUUUCUUUUUGGUGGGUCUUUUGCUGUGUAUAUUCUGUAUAUUUAGCUUCUUCUUUCUUUUCUUUUUUUUAACUUUCUGGGGUUGGAUUUAGAGUAGCUUUUUGAGCAGUGGGGGUUGUUAAUUGGGGGAUUUGGGUUGAUGGGUCUGAUGGGUUAUGCUUAGUUUCUGUGUCAAGGGAUUUUGGUUUUUAUUGUUCUUUGACAAUAUAGCUGGAUUUGGUCAAGAAUCAUUCCAACUUGCUUUUCACAAGAUUGGAUUGAUAUAGGAUUAGGCUGAAAUUUGACCCUGAGGGUAGUGCUAAAUCUUCAGUUGUUGAAUUGUGAAACUUUAGCUUGGUUUAGAUUUUGUUUUGGGGUCUAAGAAUGGUUGAAUCAUUGGCUUCAACCUCCUUUAUUGGGCAUAGACCGCUCUUUGCCGGAGCUUUAGUUAAGGAUGUCUCCAGCAAGAGGAGGUCUGUGGAUAUUGUUUGGUUUCCUACAGCAAAAUGUCUUGGUAGAAGGGUUAUUAUGUCUCCUCCUUUGCCGAGGCUGGGAGUUGAUCGCUCUAAAAAUUCACCGAUCAAUGCCCUUGCAAUGGAGCUUGCGCAUGAGACAUAUUCAUUCAAGGAGGAUAGCAUUCCCCAGAAAUGGAAUUAUCCUGCGGAUACAGGGGUAGAUCAAACUGGUAUAGAUCGGAGGCCUGGUUUGUGGCCACCGGAGAAUAAAGCAGAUAUCCCUUCACUACAUAACCCCUUGCUUCGGCAAGAACGGAUGGGAAGUGGUUGGCUAGUUGCCAUAUUCGAGUGGGAAGGUGUUCUGAUUGAAGACAACCCUGACCUUGAGAAGCAAGCCUGGCUGGCUCUUUGUGAAGAAGAAGGUAAAUCUCCUCCCCCAGCUUUCCUUCUUAGAAGAAUAGAAGGUAUGAAGAAUGAGCAGGCGAUUUCUGAAGUUCUCUGCUGGUCAAGAGACCCAGCGCAGAUGAGAAGAAUGGCUGCUCGGAAGGAAGACAUUUACCAAGCUUUGCAAGGUGGAAUAUAUAGAUUGCGAGCUGGAUCAAGAGAGUUUGUGAAUGUUUUGAUGCAUUACAAGAUACCGAUGGCAUUGGUCUCUACACGUCCUAGGAAAACUCUUGAGGCUGCAGUUGGGAACAUUGGUAUUGAAGAAUACUUCAAUGUGAUGAUAGGUGCAGAAGAUGUUCAAAGGGGGAAGCCUGAUCCUGAAAUGUUUGUGUAUGCGGCACAGCUUCUCAAAUUCAUACCUGAGCGGUGCAUUGUAUUUGGUAACUCAAAUCAAACAGUGGAGGCUGCCCAUGAUGCGCGGAUGAAGUGUGUGGCUGUUGCUAGCAAGCAUCCUGUAUAUGAGCUUGCAGCUGCAGACUUGGUGGUUAGGCGCUUGGAUGAGCUAUCUGUGGUUGAUUUGAAAAAUCUUGCUGCGGUAGAAUCAGCUGAAUUUGGUGAAGAGCCAGAGUUGGAACUGGAGGAGGAAGAAGAAGAUACAUCUCCGUCUACCAGGGUAGCAUGUGAUGAUAAUUUCUGGUAACUCCUGUUAAAAUGUACAGAUCUUUAUUCUUCAUUUGAUUGAUGAUAUAGUUUUAUAUCAACAAUGCUGUGUAUAAGAAAAAAAGGAAAGUGACAAAAAAAAGAAAAAAAGAACAAAGCUAAAAUAUUUCAGGUUGUCUGCAUUAGACCACCUUGAUGUUAGCAUCUCUGUAUUUGCUGUAAAAUAUAAUAUAUGUUUACAACUUCAAAUA
Molecule: messenger RNA, 2040 nt
Organism: Rosa rugosa (rugosa rose)
Lineage: Eukaryota; Viridiplantae; Streptophyta; Magnoliopsida; Rosales; Rosaceae
Product: 5-amino-6-(5-phospho-D-ribitylamino)uracil phosphatase, chloroplastic
Exons: 1
Coding region: 675-1829 (384 amino acids)
Source: RefSeq, a predicted model, not a curated record